Molecule: messenger RNA, 2647 nt
Organism: Drosophila rhopaloa
Lineage: Eukaryota; Metazoa; Arthropoda; Insecta; Diptera; Drosophilidae
Product: fibrillin-2-like
Exons: 7
Coding region: 343-2352 (669 amino acids)
Molecular function (GO): calcium ion binding
Source: RefSeq, a predicted model, not a curated record
UUUCUUGUUUUUGAUAACAUAAUAUAAGAAAUCUUUUUCUGAAUUUUAAAGAUAUUUUAAGAUUAAGUUGUCCGUGAAUCACCUACACGAUGGACUGCCGUUAAAAUGCGUCAGCACCUAGAGCACCUCGACCAUAGAUAACACUCGACAAACGAUCGGCGCAGUGCCAACACCAAAAGCAAAGAAAUAGCGCAUUAAUUGUUUUUUUUUUUUAACAAAAAAAAAUGUUUUGUGUACAAAGGGGCUUUUACUUCCUUACCAUCCUGCCAAGAAUAUUUUUUGGUUAUUCGCUGCAAAAUCGUUUUCAAAGUGUGGAAGGCGAUCUAUUACAAUCUACAAGGAAUGUGGCUAGCGAAAUAUUUUUUUAGCGCGCUUAUAUGCGUUGCGAUUUCGACAGUGACUUCAAAAACUUUGAAGGAUAUUCCCGAAGUUUCCCUAAUGGACGAUGAUUUGGCAGCCAUGCUCGACCGAACUUGCGAUUGGCUCGCACCUCCAAGGAUUAAUAAUGGUAAGGCCACCGUCGCUCUUCGUCGGAAUAGAGAAAGACUCUUCCUGGUGGCCAACUAUGUCUGCAAUGACAACUACGAAACCUUGACUUCCGCUGAUAGUACCAUGUUCUGUUCAAACUAUAAAUGGUUGGGUAACCGACCCGCGUGCAUUCCUCGAUUUACUAAUGGCGUACACUAUUCAGAAUUCGAUAUAAGUAGCUAUGUCGAUUCGAUUCAUGUCAGGAUACCUACACCCGUAACUAAAGACUGUGAGGAUAAUAAUGGCGGUUGUGACCAUAUAUGCAACCAAUCGUCUAACAAAUGCGAAUGUAAUGGGGGUUACUAUGUAAAUCCCAAUGAUCCAAGCAGCUGUAAAGAUAUCGACGAAUGCGAGGAGUCCAAUGGGGGUUGUUCGCAAUUGUGCAACAACUUGCCGGGGGAAUUCGUAUGCUCCUGUAAAAGUGGUUAUGAAAUAGAUGAAUCUGACGGGAAAACAUGUUUGGACAUUAACGAAUGCAAGGAUUCCGCUUUGUCGUGGGACUGUGAAGGUGGCUGCGAGAACCUUAUAGGUUCCUAUCGCUGUCUUCCGUCAACAGAGGGCAUACUCGUAGCCCCAAAUCAGACAUUGCCGGAAGACAACGGUGUCUUGUCGGGCACAAUAGUGUGCAAGCCCGGCUUUGAGCUAUCCCCCGAUGGCCGCGAGUGUCAGGACAUCAACGAGUGUGAAUUGGAGGAUGAAGACCCAAAAACCGGUCUGAUAACCCAUCGCUAUUGUGAGCAUAAGUGUGAGAACUUAAAGGGCUCCUUCCGGUGUCACUGCCCUGAGGGCUACAAUCUGCUCGACGAUAAGCAGAGCUGUGCCUUGGAUGGCUCACCUUCUUCUCCAAAAAACAAUAUCAAAAAAGAUGAUGUUAAAACUCCCAUAGUCGAAACUCCAUGUGGCGCCCAAGAAAAUCUCACAAAAUGCGCCUAUGCGUGCCAGAAUCUGCCAAAUGGAAACUACCAAUGCCAGUGUCCUGAGGGUUAUAAGUUAUCUGAAGAUCAGCAUUCCUGUUUGGUGGAUCAAUACUUCUGCGCCAUGGGAAAAGGACUUGAGAAGUGCUGGCCAGGAAAAUGUUUGCCCCUUAAGAAUGAGAUUGGCUUCACCUGUGAGUGCCCAAGGGGAUUCCGUAGUGAAGGGUUGAGUUGCCAGGACGUUGACGAGUGCGCGGAUGGUUCAAAUUACUGCAGCCACGAUUGUCACAAUAAACGAGGUGGCUAUCGGUGCUCCUGCCCCCAAGGACUAACCCAAAUCAACGAUUUCACCUGUGUGCCUCCCUGUGAGUUUCGUAACAACGGUUGCGAACAGAUCUGCUUGGCUGACAGAGGUGGCGAGUGCUCCUGUCGCGACGGAUAUCGCCUAAAGUCCGAUGGCAAAAGUUGCGAGGUUGUGAAGAGGUGUCAGCACCCUCCCAACGGCAAAGUCCAAUGUUCUGCCCACCCCCACAAGUUAUCUUUUAAAUGGAACUGCCUUACUACCUGCAAUCCUGGCUAUGUCCUGCAGGGUCCGGAGCACAGUACCUGUUAUCCCAGUGGACGUUGGGAAGGUGCAGAGCCCAAGUGCGUAGCUGUCACCCCGAAUCGCGUACCGAGAUCAUUACUCUGUCCUGCUCUAAAACCUGUCCGCAAUGGAGUUAUAAUACCGCAUCGCUGCAUUAAACGUCCCUCCAAAUUUGAAGACAUCUGCAAAUUGAAAUGUAAUCCCGGCUUUGAGCCUAUCGGAGAUUCUCACACAGCCUGCACGAUCCCGUGGGGCUGGUCUUCUUCCGAGCUUCGUUGUCAGCCAUCCAAUCAACGAAUUGUAGAAAGCAUACGGAUCUUCUAAGCCUAAGCUGAGUCCAACUACUGAGUCACCAUACGACUUUUCGAAUCCUCCAGAAACCCCCAUUCGCACAAAUUCCUGGGAUAAUUCGUUUGGAAACUAUAACCAGAGAACUAAGCCUCGGCAUUCGUUUAUAAAUCCUGUUCUGAGUCCAACCACUGAGUCACCAAACGACUUUUCAAAUCCUCCAGAAACCCCCAUUCGCAAAACUUCCUGGGAUAAUUCGUUCGGAAACUUUAACCGGAGAACAAAGUACCCAUCGGAAUAAAAAAAAUCUUUUACGAUUCUGAAAAAAAAA